Penaeus monodon (black tiger shrimp) is the source of this 916-nucleotide messenger RNA. RefSeq names its product sarcoplasmic calcium-binding protein, beta chain-like. Gene Ontology annotation, molecular function: calcium ion binding. Lineage: Eukaryota; Metazoa; Arthropoda; Malacostraca; Decapoda; Penaeidae. The record is from RefSeq and is a predicted model, not a curated record.
CGUCAUGUCGCCUCCAGGAGUAUAUAAACAUCGUUCCGCCGAAGGGCCGUCGCACAACCGCCUAGUCAGAGCUUCGAGGCUUCGGGACAGCGAGGAGAGUCGAACAGUUCGAACUCAGUGAAAACCAGCGCAAAAUGGCUUACACCUGGGAUAAUCGCGUCAAGUACCUCGUCAGGUACAUGUACGACAUCGACAACAACGGCUUCCUGGACAAGAACGACUUCGACUGCCUCGCCGUCCGCGUCACCCUCAUCGAAGGCCACGGCGAGUACUCCCCCGACACCUUCGCUUCCAACCAGAAGAUCAUGACUAACCUGUGGAACGAAAUCGCCGAGUUGGCUGACUUCAAUAAGGACGGCGAAGUGAGUGUGGAGGAAUUCAAGCAGGCCGUCCAGACACACUGCAAGGGCAAGAAGUAUGACGCAUUCCCCUCCGCUUUCAAGGUCUUCAUCUGCAACCAGUUCAAGACCAUUGACGUGAACGGCGAUGGGCUGGUCGGUGUUGACGAGUACAGGCUGGACUGCAUCACACGGGCUGCCUUUGCCGACGUCAAGGAGAUCGACGACGCCUUCGACAAGCUCUGCACCGACGAGGACAAGAAGGCCGGCGGCAUCAACAAGACCCGCUACCAGGAGCUCUACGCCGAGUUCAUCUCCAACACGGACGAGAACUGCAACGCCUGCUACCUCUUCGGGCCUCUGAAGGAGGUGCAGUAGAAGGGCUGAUGACCUUCCACCUCCAAAGCUUCCUGCUUCAUAAGCUUCCUGCUCCCCGGCGCCUCCUUCAGCUUCCAUUUCCCCGGAAUUUGGAAAAGAGGGUUGAAAUUUGAAGAAGGGGGGGGGAGAAAAAAAAAUGUGGUGGAUUGAUAUGGGGGAGAAAUUGUUUUAAAAAUAGGUAAAAAAAAAAAAAAAAUGUG